Messenger RNA from Planococcus citri (citrus mealybug), 4143 nucleotides. Its product is annotated as plexin-A2-like. The transcript has 7 exons. Gene Ontology annotation, cellular component: plasma membrane; signaling receptor complex. Gene Ontology annotation, biological process: multicellular organism development; positive regulation of kinase activity; cell surface receptor protein tyrosine kinase signaling pathway. The coding region runs from base 124 to 4113 and encodes 1329 amino acids. Gene Ontology annotation, molecular function: protein binding; transmembrane receptor protein tyrosine kinase activity; ATP binding. The record is from RefSeq and is a predicted model, not a curated record. Lineage: Eukaryota; Metazoa; Arthropoda; Insecta; Hemiptera; Pseudococcidae.
UACCUAAUUAAGUGCCUAUAUUCUUAUUUCACUGAACUUAGUUAAGUACUGGAACCAUUAUACAUUUCAGAUUUUUCUGGAUGAACUAGCCGAGGUUUUAGAUUUUGUAGUGGAACCAUACCCAUGGCAAACUUGCAGAUCCUUUUUCGCAUGAACCGUGAUGCAGUUUGUGCCAGCUGGUUAGUUCUCAUAUUGUGUAUACUGCAAAAAAAUGUUACAUAUUCGGAAUUCGAAGACAACGGAUUAUAUCAAAUAUUUAUGGAGGAACGGGACUCUACAACGUUCAACCAUCUUGUGAUGGAUGAAACUAAAGGGCUUGUGUUUAUUGGAGCAGUAGAUGUCCUCUACCAGUUAAGCUUCGAUUUAAGAUUAGUUGCUAGUUUGAGGCAAAAUAACUCUUCUCCGAAAUGCGAUGACUUCAAAGAUGUAUCAAAUGGAGUGAAAAAAUCAAUUGCCAAUUCCAAUAAAAUUCUUUUUUUGGAUCAUUAUAAUUCUGAAUUAACGUCGUGCUGGAGCACUUGUUACGGCUUAUGCAAAAUAUACAGCGUUGGAGUUCCAUUAAGAGAAGUGAGUACUGUGACUAGACCGAUAGUUUCUCGAGAUGAGAAUGCUUCAACUGUUGCAAUCACUUACGCAAGUUCAGAAGUAACAACAUUGUUAGUUGGAGUGACUAUUACGACGAGUGAAUCAGUGGUUCCAGCGCUUUCUAGAAUGAUGCGAAAAUUUGGGAACGAAUUUCUUCCUUCAUAUGAUCUCAUCACUCUUCGAAAUGACUAUAAAGGAAAGUAUAUUAUUAACUACAUAUACGGUUUUAGUUCAGGAGGUUUUGAUUACUUUUUGACCACUCAAAUGAAUUCUACACAGCCCUCGCUGUACAUAUCGAAAUUAGUAAGGGUCAGUGUAGAAACUAUGUUCCAAAAUUCCUACAUGGAGAUUCCGAUUGAAUGCUUUGAUGAAAAAGAAAGAAAAUAUAACUUAGCUCAAGCUGCAUUCGUUGGAAAACCAGGUUCCGAAUUGGCAGAUUCGCUAGGUAUUACCCCACGAGACAAAGUCUUGUUUGGGGCUUUUGCUCAAAGCGAAAAGCAAAUUGUUGGUUAUGAAUCGAGCAUACCAAGUAAUAGAAGUGCAUUGUGCAUAUAUUCUCUGAAAGAAAUAAAGCACAAGUUCAAUGAAAAUAUCCAACGUUGCAAAAAUGGAACUGGGUACCGGGGACUGGAAUUCAUAAACCCACCUGAUCAAAAAUGUAAGGAAGAGAACGAACCCAUCGAUUCGAAAUCUUACGGAAAAAACUUGAAGAUGCCUCUCGAAGGUUAUUCUCCAGUAAAGACGAGGGUUUCCAUUAUAUUUGAUACGCUUGUGACAGCUGUCCGUGCAGAACCACAUCCAAGAAAUGAUACUGCUGUGUUUGUGGGUACAAAUACUGGUCAUCUAAAGCAAAUAGUUGUAGAAAACAAAUUCAAUGCACACGAAUGCACGGAUAUUGCUAUUGAUGAAGGAUUUGCAAUAAACUCAGACUUAUAUUUUGAAUCGAGAAUGGAUCAUUUGUACAUUAUGACUGAGCGAAAGCUGACCAAGAUGGAGGUUUCCUUAGCUCCAUCAAUAUCCUCAUUUAAACCCACGCUAGGGAUCUUAGGGGAAAUCAUUAAUGUUACCAUUCAGGGUAAUAAUUAUUUGGCUUGUUCACUCAACAAUUCCCAACAUAGUAUUGCAGUUGCUGGAAUACCUUGUACCACCUAUCGACCUCCGCAUUCGGCAGAAAUAGUUUGCACUAUUGAUACUCACAGUAUAAAUUUAACAGAUCGUGAAGAAUACGAAGGUCCAGUUGAAAUUCAAGUGCAUGGCAUCAUCAUUGUAUCCAAACAGAAUUUUGGUAUUUUUCAUCCAAAAAUUGAGAGCAUCAAUCCAACAAGAGGCUCUUUCUAUGGAGGUAACAAACUGAUCAUUAAGGGUAAAAACUUUAAAGCUAAUAGCUCCGUAAAUGUUUACAUUGGAAAUGUAUCAUGUUCAGUACUUCAUCACGAUGAAAAUGAAAUAACUUGUAUUACGGGUCCAUCUUCUGUUCUGGAAAGUAAAAUUGCUAUUAAAUUUGAUGACAAUUUUCGCAUAUUCGACUUCAUUUACAAGUAUUUUGACACUGAUCUCGAUGAAAAAGGACAUAAUCUUACAUUGAAAGGCAUUCCUGCCGGAGGAAUUACAAUUUAUAUGGACAAUAAUCUAGGGUUGAAUAAAACAUCAAUUGGAAAAUUGUUUCUUCAAGUGAAUAGCCACGGUCAAACUUACAAUAGUACAAUAUGUGAAGUAGAAAAUUCAACUACGUUCAACUGUUUAUCACCUCAUAUGCCGGAAAUUGACAGCCAUUCGAUAGAUGUGAAAAAUCCUCAAGUAUUCAACUACACACUCAUGGUAUUACUCAACAGGACAAAUGCAGGAGACCCUUUAUCAAUCAAGUCGUCCAAGUUUUUUGUGUACCCAAACCCAGUUUUUGAGCAUUAUUCCGUCACUGAACUUGACGAUAACAUUCGUUUUGUUAUUAAAGGGCGAAACAUCGAUAAUGUUUGCCGAAUAGAUGAUUUCAUUGUGCGGGUAGAAGAUGAGAAUUGCAAAAUAUUUAUAAUAUCUCGAAGUGACCUGACUUGUCAGGUACAAAAAUCUGCACUGAAGCACAAUUAUUAUAAAAAUACAACCGAACAAGAUUUUUCAACUGCUUAUGGAAAUGUUACUGUGCAAAUUGGGAAUUAUUCAAAGCAGGUUGUACCCUAUUUUAACACGGUUCCCAUUGUGAGUACUGAAAAACUUUGGUCCGAUUGGAUAAUCUAUGGUGUAUGCUUCGGUGCUCUCAUUUUUAUUGUAAUCGUCUUCAUAUUGAUAAAACUACUGAUCGCAUAUCGAGAGAAGUCCUUUAAAAGCUUGAAAAUGUCAAGGGAAAUGCAGAAGCAAAUUAACAAGAUGGGCAUGGACGCGAUAGCGAUGAGACAAUGUAUAAAGAAGAUAGUUGUUGAGAAAAAAAUUAACGUGGAUGGAAGUUUAGCAAACAUAUUGAAAUUGCCAAAUAUUACGAUUGAGUAUACGCCUGUUCCUAAAACGGAUGUAGAAACUUCACCAGAGAUGGAAUUUUAUCUAUUACCACUAGAUACCAAAUGGGAAUUUCCACGCGAAAAAUUGUUUUUAGGAAGAUUUCUAGGAGAGGGAGAAUUCGGAAAAGUUGUUCAAGGUGAAGCCUUGGGCAUUGUAGAUGAGAAUAUCACCACGACUGUGGCUGUUAAAAUGUUGAAAGUAAAACAUUCCGAUGCAGAUAUGAUUGAUUUAGUAUCAGAAAUGGAAAUCAUGAAACUAAUAGGAAUGCAUCCCAAUGUUUUACGUUUACUCGGAUGCUGCACUCAAAAUGGCCCUUUGCUGAUCAUCACAGAAUAUGCACUUCAUGGAAACCUACAAAGCUUUCUUCACAAGCAUGUUGCUUCUGAAAAUUUUGAAACAGCACCAAGCGAGCUAUCUCAAAGGACUUUGGUUACAUUUUGUCUACAAGUUGCUCGAGGGAUGGAAUACUUGUCUUCUAAGAAAUGUGUGCACCGAGAUCUAGCAGCGAGAAAUAUUUUAGUAUCGGAUUACCAUAUUUUGAAAAUAGCUGACUUUGGUUUAGCUAGAGAUAUUAAAAAUAAAGACUACUACAGAAAAAAAUCAGGUGGUAGAUUACCAGUAAAAUGGAUGGCACCAGAGGCAUUGCUUCGUAAACUGUAUACAGUCCAAUCCGAUGUAUGGUCUUAUGGCAUAUUAUUAUGGGAAAUUAUGACUUUGGGUGGCUCACCUUAUCCCACAUUCACCGACAUGAAGAAAUUGUUGCGAGAUUUACAUUCAGGGUAUCGCAUGGAGAAACCUCCGGAUUGCUCUGUGGAAAUGUACAGCAUUAUGCGUCAAUGUUGGAAUUACAUUCCGAAAGAUAGACCAUCAUUUUCAGUGAUUGUUGAAAAUUUGGAGGAAAUAUUGCUGCAGAGUAGCGGUGAUGAUGAAAUUUUGGAGAAACCUGAUUUAUAUGAGUCAAGUAGUAUUGACAGUGAGUGCAGCGAAUCUGAUAAUGAAGCUUUGGAAGGUGACCACUUAUUAUCUAUUACACCCUAGUAAUUACAUUAUUCUUAAAGUUGUUGGCGG